AACUCGUUCGUUAAGUAACGUUGGAACCAUGUCUGGAAGAGGAAAGGGAGGCAAAGGAUUGGGGAAAGGAGGCGCCAAGCGUCACCGCAAAGUUCUCCGUGAUAACAUCCAGGGCAUCACCAAGCCUGCUAUCCGCCGUCUGGCUCGCCGUGGUGGUGUCAAGCGUAUCUCCGGUUUAAUCUAUGAGGAGACUCGCGGUGUUCUUAAGGUGUUUCUGGAGAACGUCAUCCGUGAUGCCGUCACCUACACUGAGCAUGCCAAGAGGAAGACCGUGACCGCCAUGGAUGUGGUGUACGCCCUUAAGAGACAAGGACGUACUCUGUACGGUUUCGGAGGCUAAAUACUUACAUUGUACAACGAAAAACAAAGGUCCUUUUCAGGACCACACACGUUUUCUACUGAAAGCUUGCAUUCCGGUGUGUGUGUCUAUAACGUAACCACAAUACAUUAUAUUAAGUACAGCGACUCCCAUUGCGGAUAAAAAUAGUAAUUUUUAAACAUAA
Doryrhamphus excisus (bluestripe pipefish) is the source of this 503-nucleotide messenger RNA. Its product is annotated as histone H4. Gene Ontology annotation, molecular function: DNA binding; structural constituent of chromatin; protein heterodimerization activity. NCBI's taxonomy places the organism in Eukaryota, Metazoa, Chordata, Actinopteri, Syngnathiformes, Syngnathidae. The record is from RefSeq and is a predicted model, not a curated record. Gene Ontology annotation, cellular component: nucleosome.